UGUUCGGACAAUCGAUGACUGAUAGCACGUGUUGUGCGCUCGCGUUUAUAAACUGCCUUUAAGAAAUUAAUUUAAUACAAAAAACGGACGCCUUGCCGGGAAUAUAAUAUUAAAAGAAAUGGCUAUGCUGGCAGAACCACGACGCCGCAAGCGGUACAACCUGUGCCCUCGCGGCAAGGCUCUGUACGAGGACGACAACCGCUUUGGCACCAAGAUGCUGGAGAAAAUGGGCUGGUCCAAGGGCAACGGUCUGGGCGCCAGGCAGGAUGGCGAAAAGGAUUUUGUUCGCAUUCGCUUCAAGAACGACGCCGAGGGACUGGGUUACGAGGCAAGGGAUGACCAGUGGACCACGCACGAGGAGGGCUUCAAUGGGCUACUCAAAUCUUUGAACGGCGGCGAAGACGAUAAAGAGGCCAACGGCAAAGCAUCUGAAUCGGAAGAGGAGGCCAGACCGAUGGGGUUUGGCUUCAAAGCCGAAGAACCCGAGGAGCCAUCUAAAAAGAAACUCAAGGAGAACAUCAGCGGAAUGUCGCUCGAAGAGCGCUCAAAGCAAAGUAAGGCUCGAGUUCAUUACCAAAAGUUCACACGCGGCAAGGACCUAUCCCGGUACAGCGAAAAGGAUCUGGCCAACAUUUUUGGCAAGAAGGCAACCGAAGAUAUCGUGGCGCCGGUAGUUGUCGAAGAGCCAAAGGAGGAGAAGAAGGAUGUGUCCCCCAAUUUUGGAGGCGUGCAAACCGUAAGCACGGGGCUGUCCGUGAGCGAUUAUUUCAAGCAGAAAAUGGAGGCCAUGAAGAACAGGCUUAAAAACGGAACAACCCCAGUGAAUGGGGUUGGUGAGGCUCAGGUAAACGGCAGUGAGUUAGAUGUCGAGGAGGGCAAGGCCGAGAGCGUCUCAGAUGAGCCUAUAAAAAAGAAAAAGAAGAAAAGCGCAGAAAGGGUAGUCGAGACUCCAAUUACUGAACCCAAGAAAAAGAAGAAAUCUAAACGCUCCUCUCAAGAUGAAGCUGAAAAAGUGGGAGAAGAAGCCUGUGAGGAACAAAAACCCGUGGAAGAGGAAGAAACUAUUGCUAAAAAGAAAAAGAAGAAAUCCAAGUCCUCCUCUCAAGAUGAAGUUGAAGAAGCGAAAGAAGAAGCCUGUGUGGAACCGAAACCUCUGGAAGAUGAAGAAGCUGCUGGUAAAAAGAAAAAGAAGAAAUACAAGUCCUCCUCUCAAGAUGGAGUUGAAGAAGUGGGUGAAGCUGUGGAAGACGUAGAAGCUGUUGCCAAAAAGAAAAAGAAAAAUAAGAAGGAUAAAGCAGAUAAAAUAGAAGAGACUCCAGAGACUUUGGUUGAAACCAUCGAAAUACUCGACGAGCCCGCCCCAAAAAAGAAAAAGUCUAAGAAAACCGAGCUGAUUGACUCCGAAAUAAUUUUAAUUGAUGACAAUUCAAACUCCAGGAACGAAUCAGAGGCCGUGGAUGAACUUGCUAGGAAAAAGAAAUCAAAGAAAUGUGAAGAAAAUCAAUUAGAGGCCAUAGAUACCAACGAGAUAAGUGAAGGAAAAGAAAAUCCUCCAAAAAAGAAGAAAAAGUCAAAGCAGGAGCCUGAAGACGCCAUACAAACGGAUUCAAAUGCUCUCGAUUCUACCGAGAAAUCCUCAAAGAAAAAGAAAAAGGCCAAGACUUCCGAUAAUGAGCCCGUACCUAAAGAUGCCCCACCUCAAUCAGAAUCAGAACCAACCUCCGUUGCCCCUGAACCUUCAUUUAAAAAGAUUAAAGACAAAGGAAGGAAGCACAUAGACACAGAUGUAAGUGCUGCCCUUAAAAGUUUCGGCGAUAAAAGUGAUCAGUCAGCCGAUAAAGAUCAGCCUGAAGACUUCUUAUCACUGGAAGCGAUCAAAAACAAACUACAAUUAUUCAAUACCUUUACAAUCUCUCAAUUUUGUGCAGAACAAUUCCAAAUGCUCGAGAUGAGCCGGUUUCGCAACUCGACGCUGAGUGAAAUUGUGGGCUACGGGACCAGCGAAGACGUCGAUCUGAAAGUGGUUGAGAAUAAAGAUGACGAACAGCGAAUCAUAGACCUCUGGCACAAUAGGAAAACCAACAAAUACAAGAGAAAGGCCAAUACCCAGAACAUACGAUAUCCGAAGAUAGUGAAGCGUACGACCAUUCGGGCGGUGAAAAAAAGAGUAGCGUUUGUGGGAAUUUAGUUUAGGCAAAACAAAAUAUAAUUCAACGUGUCUCUUAUUAUCAUUGUUUUUGUACAUAAACAACUUAGGUAGGUAGUUUGUAAGCUUCAUGGUUGUUCACUUAAGUAUGUAACAAGAUAAUUAAACUGAACUUUACACUUCAA
Messenger RNA from Drosophila kikkawai, 2331 nucleotides. RefSeq names its product PIN2/TERF1-interacting telomerase inhibitor 1. Gene Ontology annotation, molecular function: telomerase inhibitor activity; nucleic acid binding. Gene Ontology annotation, cellular component: nucleolus. NCBI's taxonomy places the organism in Eukaryota, Metazoa, Arthropoda, Insecta, Diptera, Drosophilidae. The record is from RefSeq and is a predicted model, not a curated record.